Dermacentor andersoni is the source of this 4957-nucleotide messenger RNA. Its product is annotated as small G protein signaling modulator 1-like. NCBI's taxonomy places the organism in Eukaryota, Metazoa, Arthropoda, Arachnida, Ixodida, Ixodidae. Gene Ontology annotation, biological process: activation of GTPase activity. The record is from RefSeq and is a predicted model, not a curated record. Gene Ontology annotation, molecular function: GTPase activator activity.
CCAUGGGAUACCCAGGUUUCACGACAACAAAGAAACAAUCACCGUAAUAUUUGCGUGGCAAAAGCAAAAAAAGGUGUCAACGUAUACAAAAAAAAAGAAUUAGUAGGUGGCGACAUUACCAAAGUGAAAGUGCGUUUCACGCACCUUAAUGUUUAGUAAUGCAACUGAGCAGGCAUACAAGUAGAACAAACUAGAGAUAUGACAUAACCAAUAGGUCAGGACACAGCAUUCUGCUUCAAAAACAUUGGAAAGUUCGUUGCAUCUAGGGCUUCCUAAUGUCCAAGGCCGUAGGGAAACCUGCGGGGAAACCAACGCUGAAACCGAAGGGAGCGCCGCAUCUAUCAGAGUGGCAGAGCGGGCCUCGACCACCUUAGUUGCUGCCGUCGCCGAGACGAAUUGUUGUGCGUGCAGUCACGCGCGAUUUGUUGUUUCUGUCUUUAAGUAGGGUAGACUCGAAGAGGUUAUGGCCCUCGCGUCAGCGCCGGCCGCAUUCUCCAAGAGCGACUCGCCGACUCGCAUCAUGACUGUCUUCCGGAGCAAGAGCGACGAUACGUCGGCGUCGCUGCUCAGCGAAAACGAGUACAGGGAGAAACUACUGCGGACUGUGAAGAAAGAGGUGAAGCAGAUCAUGGAAGAAGCCGUGACCCGCAAGUUCGUCCACGAGGAAAGCAGCAGCAUCACCUCCCUUUGCGCGGCGGUGGAUGCAUGCCUGUCGCAUGGCCUGAAGCGUCGAGCACUAGGCCUUUUCAAGACAAAUUCAACCACAGCACUUUUACACAAAAUGGCAAAGCACUUUGAGCCAGCUGCGGCCAUUGCCCGAGCAGUCACCCAGAUGGAAGCAGCAGCAGCCGUGACCUCAGACUCGUCUACUACGGAGAGCCGCCUGCGCAGCCAAACAAGCCGUCGCUCCCUGUGGGCGACGAGCGGGCGAUACAUCUGGAUCAGGCUGGCACUCUUUGAAAAGCAGUUGGCGAGCAUUGUUGACCACUUGGUCCACAAUUCCAGCAAGUACUAUGAGAAGGACGCCCUGGUGGCUGACCCUGUCUCUGGGCAAAUUCUGGCUUCCCUGCUUGUGGGACCAUGUGCCCUGGACUACUCCAAAAUGAAGACACAAGACCACUUCUGGACGGACCCACCUGCCGAUGAGUUGGUGCAGCGCCAUCGAUUAUCCAGCGGGCUUCCGACUUCAGCCAGUGCUGGGGGGUCUGCCACUGCAGGCACACCACCGCCAACGAGGCGACUGGGCCUCCAGUGCCGCCGUGACCUUCGUGGCACCACUGGUGGCAGCUCCUCUGAAGAAGGUGGCGGUCCAGUUGGCCGUGUCGUCGGUGCAUCGGGGGGAGGGGGCUGUGACCGGCUGGCUCGGGACUAUGUUGAGUCGCUGCACCAGAAUGCACGCUCAACACUGCUGUAUGGCAAGAACAACGUGCACAUGCAGCCACGAUGUCACGCGGGGGAGCCCCUGCCGGGCUACCUGUCGCUGCACCAGCAAGGUGGCACCCGGCUGGUUCUCAAGUGGACGCCCAACCAGCUCAUGAAUGGCACGACCAGUGGGGACAGCUCGUCGGGGGACUCACUGGGCAGUAGCCAAGACAAGAGCAUCUACUGGGAGUAUGCCCUGAGUGUCAACAUGGAGGACAUUGUGUAUCUGCACUGUCAUCAGCAAGCAGGUGACUCUGGGGGUACCCUGGUACUGGUGGGGCAGGAUGGAGUGCAACGUCCACCCAUGCACUUUCCCCGGGGAGGACACCUGCUGGCGUUUCUGUCGUGCCUGGAGAAUGGCCUGCUCCCCAACGGGCAGCUGGACCCGCCCCUGCGGACCCACCAGAGUGGCACAGGCAAAGUGUUUCCACGGCUACGUCGCCGCAGGGCAGCCCAAGGUGAAGAGGAAGAGGGCAGCACUGACUUUGUCUUUCGAGUCAUCACUUCCCUAAGGCCGCACUCCCUUGAGGACCUCCUAGAAGGCGGCCCCGCUACUUCAACAGCCACUGGAGGAGCGCGCACCGGUCGCCUGCUGGAGGCACGGUCUUCUUCCUCCCGGUCGAGUGAGUCACCGCCACCCGAGGAGGAAUCACCCGGACAAAGGGCACAAGGGCAAUCACUGCAGCUUCUGUGCGACACCAUGAAGAAGCAGAUCAUCUCGAGGGCUUUCUAUGGCUGGCUGGCGCACUGUCGGCACCUGCAGACGGUCCGCACGCAUCUUUCGGGGCUAGUGCAUCCGGCGAUCGUGUCUGGAGAGGUCGCUGAGGGGGGCCUCACGCGAGAGGCCUGGCAGUGCUUGUCUGCUUCGGGACGCCUGGACGACCCCCAGGAACUGCAUCGGCUCGUCUACUUUGGCGGCGUUGAGCAUCAAGUCCGCCCCUUGGUGUGGCCGUACCUGCUGGGCCACUACGCGCUGUCAAGCCUGCCAGAGGAGCGGCAGGAACGAGACGCGAGCACGCAGGCGCAGUACGAGGCCACCCUGUCCGAGUGGCUGGCUGCUGAGGCCAUGGUGCGCCAUCGGGAGGGGCUGCACACUAAGCUCUCCUCCGAGAGCACAACCUCGGAAAUACCACUCAUUGGUCCUAAGGACACACACUUAAGCAACGAGGUAUUUGAAGAUGGCAGCAGCGAUGGUGGAGGCUCCAUGGAUGCUGCUGCCCACGAUGAAGCAGUGUGCGAAGGGGAAGAGAUUGCAUGGGAAAUCGACAGCAGCCACAGCCCGGCCCACACAGGCACCGGCCAACAAGCAGGAGCAGAGGAGGAAGGCCAGGAGGUAGAAGAAGACGAAGUGGAAGCUCGACUUCCUGCUGAUCCCCUGCAGUUGCUGCAGCCGCCAGUUGUCGACGACGAAUCCAGCUGUGUGUCGCCAGCUUCUUCCAGUGGAGGCGUCUACUCGAGUGACCUCCUGGACCUGUUCUCACUCAACCUGCACCGCAUCGACAAGGACGUGCAGCGCUGUGACCGCAACUACUCCUACUUCACUGCGGCCAACCUGGAGAAGCUGCGAAAUGUCAUGUGCACCUAUGUGUGGGAGCAUCUGGACGUGGGCUAUGUGCAAGGAAUGUGCGACCUCGUCGCUCCCCUGCUGGUCAUUUUUGACGACGAGAUGCUGGCUUACAGCUGCUUUUGUGAGCUGAUGAAGAGAAUGGCAGCUAACUUCCCUCAUGGGGGCGCCAUGGACCACCACUUCGCCAACAUGCGCUCACUCAUCCAGAUUCUGGACGCUGAGGUGUUCGAGCUGAUGCACCAGAAUGGAGACUAUACACACUUCUACUUUUGCUAUCGAUGGUUUCUUCUGGACUUCAAGCGAGAGCUCGUCUACCAGGACGUGUUCAGCGUCUGGGAGACCAUCUGGGCUGCCCAGCACGUUGCCUCCAGUAACUUUGUGCUCUUCAUUGCUCUGGCCAUGGUGGAGUACUACCGUGAUAUCAUACUGGAAAACAAUAUGGAUUUCACCGACAUUAUCAAGUUCUUCAAUGAAAUGGCUGAACGACAUGAUGCCAAGGCCGUGCUACAGAUUGCCCGCGAGCUUGUGCUGCAAAUCCAGACGUUGAUUGACAACCGAUAAGAAAACUUUGCCUUGCCCGGCUAUGGUCUAAUGACAGCGACACGCCCGCUGACCCUUCGUCUAGAUGUUCAUCUGACCCUUGGACUGGUCAUGCACAAUGUGUGCCAUAGGACUACUACUCUACAGGAUCAUCUGCAAGAGACUCCUUCACUUGCCAGGUGGCCCAGAUGUGGGGCCCACGCUACCUUGUAAACUGCUACAUGAGGGAUGCAAAUUGAGAGAGCACAUAACAAAUUGCGAUACAUUAUCAGGCCUGAACAUAAUGAGGGCAUUGUUCAAAAUGGUAAAAAGUGUCAGUGCAUUGGCCAGAGUUGUCGAAAGCACACCACAUUUGAGCUCUUUCACAGGAACCUUGUAUACAGGGAAUGACCAUUCAUUUUCAUUCUGAGCAAGGCUGCUGUUGCAGACACAAAACGAUGUUUAGCUUAAAUGUGCUGACUUUGCUUGCUGCUGUAUGGCGCUCUACUACUGUGGCUUUUCCAAAUUAUGUGAGACUGUGUCGUACUCCUCGCCCAGUUGCUGCCAAAGUGCUUCUUGUCAUGCUUUUUCGAACAGUGAUCGUAAAGGUAAGGCUUGUUUUCAUGUGUUGUCAACGGUUAUGUGACGCGAGAGCGCAUUUGAUAUCAGUCGUGAGCACUCACAUUGUGAGGACCUGAAUUAGUCUGCGUGCUCGCUGCCACUGAUCCUCAGUGUGUCACAUCUAUGCUACAGUAGAGUGGCCCGUCACUGAGUAGAAUGAGCAUCGUGUGCUCUGCUAGAAAUAGCUGGACAUUGCGCCAUAUUUGACUGGGUGCUCUACUUACUCAGCAUCCUGAGUUGAUCAGAGGAUGCUCAUCACUUAUGUCAGGCCUUUUAGUGCUCACCAAAACGACUUCCUUGCAAAACACAGUGUGAAGCUGUUCCUUUGGUGUGCUAGAUAGGAAUAUGCUGUGCGCAGAUAAAGAGCUUUUAAAGUUAUGAUCAUAGUCUGCAAGCCUGUAUUUUUUCUGGUUAUUAACAAUAAGCUAAUUUGGUUACACCAGGCUCAUGGCAAUGCUAAUAUGGCUAUAUGUACUUCCUUUUAACCUAAACACAGCUAGCUAACCUUAGAUGGCCUGCAGAGCAUGAAAAUGUUUUGUUCUACGUGUCCUAACUGUAGCAGUGUUUAAUUUAUAAAUUUUCGCAUUACUAGAUCAUUGUUGAUUUGAAGAAAACUUUUCUGCAGAUGGCCGAACAUAAGUAGUUCAGACCACUAAGGGAAAAGUGGCGUUGGGGCUUCACAAUCACUUAUGACAAACACUUUUGUUUGUGCUUGCUUUAAAAUGUGGGACUAGCUGUAGAUUUCUAAUUGUAUAAGCUGGCAUUAGAUGUGGUGGUGUUGAAAAAAAAUCAUCUAAUAGAGAGUGUCUGUAUUGACAAAAAUGUGUU